Molecule: messenger RNA, 3500 nt
Organism: Monopterus albus (swamp eel)
Lineage: Eukaryota; Metazoa; Chordata; Actinopteri; Synbranchiformes; Synbranchidae
Gene: aggf1
Product: angiogenic factor with G patch and FHA domains 1
Exons: 14
Coding region: 282-2609 (775 amino acids)
Biological process (GO): vasculogenesis
Molecular function (GO): protein binding; nucleic acid binding
Source: RefSeq, a predicted model, not a curated record
CUCGAAGAAGUCCUUUGCUGUGACGUAUGCAGUUAGUUAGUAGUAAAUGGCGGUCGUGAAAAGGGUGGACUGUAAACAUUUCCACGGUUAUAACUGUAACUUUCUAAUUAUCAUCAAAACAUGUACUCGACUCUGUCGGAAAUGCAGGGUAGUUACAAGAUGUCUAUUUUCAACUUUCAGGUUGGAUCACAUACCGAGCUGAUAGGAGUUUCACUUUCGAGGAGACGAAAACGGUAUGAAGAGCAGCCUACAGACAUAGCAUAUUAGAUAUUAUUGAACUAAUGGAGAACGAAGAUGGAGAAAAGGACUCUGAGUCCGAAGUGACCGAGCUGCGUCUGAAAAUAGACUCGCUGAAGCAGGAGCUCAGAGAGUGCAGAGCCGAGCUGGCCAAGUUAGAGAAGCAGCUGAACCACUCUGAAAGGCUGCAGAGGAGCACAGAGAGCUAUAACGAAGACCUGAGGAAACAGGUUGAGCAGCUGAGCGCAGAGAUUCAUGAAAGGAAGAAGAAAGAUAAAGACAGAGUCGACAGCGAAACUCAGACGGAAGAAUAUGUAUGGACAGAGACAGAUUACUACAACUACUACUAUGGAGGCUACUAUCAGAACCCAGAGGCAGCAGACACUCAGGAAGGCCUGAACGCAGCAGCAGCGGACACUGCUGAUGGCAGCGAGGCAGCAGAGGUGUCAACACAGAAUGAAGCGGCAGCUGCAGAUGAGUCAGUCCAACCUGACAGCAGUGUUGAGGUCACAGCAGAGGAGGGUGAUGGAGGAUCCAUUGCUGAUAUGUUGAGGGCCACUGCUGAAGAGGCUAUGACACAGACUGGGUUUAUCUUUGAUGAGACCACUGGAAUGUACUAUGACCACAGCACGGGCUUCUACUACGACUCGGCCAGUCAGUUGUACUACGACGCCAACACAGGUAUCUACUACUACUAUGAUGCAGAAAGUGGGCGAUACCAGUUUCAUUCCAGGAUUGAGGUGCCUGCUGCACAGACUGAUGCAGAGUCUUGCCAAAACAAGGUCACUGCUGAAAAGAAAGGCCGGAGGGUCAACAAAAUGGUCAAGAAAAUGUCACACCAGGAUGAUAAGGAAAUCAUAUGUGAUGAGGUAAAGUUGCAAGAAGAAGAAACUGAUUGGGUCGAAAGACAAACAACUAAGAGGUCCACAGAAUCACGAAAACUGAAGCGGAGGUCUCGCACUCCAGACAUGGCUCAACGUCGAAAAGACUCUCACAAAUGUCGGGAAGAGAGGGACAGACUUUCACCAAAGAGGAGGAAGCAGAAAAACGGUACACAUCAUAAUGAUGAGGGAAGAUCAAAGAAGAAAAAGAAGAAAUCUAAGUCAGAAAAGCGUAAAAGGAAAAAGAGCCCACCGUGCAGUGGUGGCUCAGAUGGGAACAGUGAGCCGGAAGAGGGUGAGAUCACAGAGUCGGAGAGAGAAGAGUGGGAGUCUGUUCCAUCCCCCUUAUCAUCUUCUGGCUCACCCUCCAAGGAAAGCCCAGAAUCAGAAAUGGAGUCUCAGAGUCAGCAAGUCAAAGACAUCUGGCCACCCUGUGUAAGAGUGACAGUGGUCAGGUCUCCAGUGCUGCAGGUGGGCACUCUGUUCAUCAUCACAGCUGACUCUGCAGCCACCAUUGGCAGAGAGAAAGAUAUGGACCACGCAAUCCGAAUACCAGAAAUGGGAGUCAGCAAGUUCCAUGCAGAGGUGUAUUUUGACCAGGAGCAACAGAGCUACAUGUUGGUAGAUCAGGGAAGCCAAAAUGGCACGGUCAUCAAUGGCAACCGAAUCUUACAGCCCAAAACCAAGUGUGAGCCCCAUGCACUUAUGCACGGUGAUGAGGUGAAGAUGGGAGAGACUGUGCUCUCCUUCCAUAUCCACUCAGGCACUGAUACCUGUGAUGGAUGUGAGCCCGGUCAGGUGAUGGCUCACCUCAGCAAGCACAGGAGAGAGGAGAAGGCAGGCCCUACUCUCACAAAAGAGGAUAAAGAAGCACUGAGACAGAAGGAGCUGAAGCAGAUGAAGGCUAAAUAUGGCCUGCAAGUGAGUGUCAUGAGGACAGGCAGCACUAAUUUUAGUCUAAACCAACAUAUUCUCUUUAUGCCGUCACCCAUAUCUAUGCUUUUCUGUAAACAGAGCAGCGAGUAUGAGGAGGCCAAAGCCCUGAGGAACCGCAGAUACAAGGAUCGAGCAGAGUCUCGACGGCAGACGGUGGGCAGUGAGGGGGUUUUCCAACGAGAUGAUGCUCCUGCUUCUGUUCAUGAGGAGAUUAGUGAAGCCAAUAAAGGGCGGAAGAUGUUGGAGAAGAUGGGCUGGAAAAAAGGAGAGGGGCUUGGUAAAGAGGGAACUGGAAUGAAAGACCCGAUUGAACUGAAAAUCAGAAAGUCCCAGUCAGGCCUGGGGUCUGGUACCGCCAUGUCUCUAGACAGUGUCUCUAUGACCACAUCGAAGUCCCAGAAGAACUGGGAGAAAGCGCGCGAGAGAUUCACCGACUCGUGCCAGCCCGACAUGCUGGCAUCUCAAACGCAGAUAGGCAAGUCACCCAAAGCCUGGGUCCGAGCGGAAGAGACCGAGACCACACAAACAGGUGUUGAUACAGGCAGCCAAAGAUAGGGAGGAGUGCGCAUGUGGAUAUUUAUUGUGGAUAUUCAGAGCCGAGUGGGGAUGUUUGAUGUAUGUGUGUAAAGAAAGAAGAAAUGUGACAUAUAAUCUAUAAAUUACAGUGCGCAUUGUAAAAGAGUGUUGUUUUUACUUUACUGUUGGCUGAAGACAGCAGCAACCAAAUUAAUCUGAAAUGACACCGAUAUGUUUUGUUCUUUGAGGAGAAGAGAAUGAUAUUAUGUCAUCAUGAUUUACCUUCUUUAUUGUUAUUUUUUGGGCUAUUUAGCCUUUGUUUAACAGGUGAUAGAAGCAGACAGGAAAGCUGGGGAUGUGAGAGAUACAGAAUACAACAUGUUGUUACCAUCUGAGCUCCCACAGCGAUUUUCUGUUGAGACCUAAAACUCUAUCAACAAAUAAAUUGAACACUUGUGUGUAUGUGUGCCAUUGCCAGUGUAUAUUAAUCCUGCAGACAGAAUACACUUUCUCUUCUCUCACUGAGAAAAUGUGACUAUUCCAGUAUUUCCUUCUUGACAAGUGGAAACAAGUUAACAAAACUGUAAUUGUUAAAUGUCACUUGCUGUUGUUGUGCAAUAUGUUUGUUCCACUCCUUAAGUAAACUAGAAUGUUUACAGUCCAGAACACUGAAGAAGAACUGCAGCUUGUGCACAGACAACCAUGUUUGUAGUCUUACCGACAGAAUACAGCAGCAACUGUGCCUUGCAGGACAUGAAAACAUGAAUCACCUCGAGCAAAUAUUGAGACAGUGAAGCUGUAAUUGUCACAGUGAGAUCAUACUGUGAUAAGACAUUUGUGUAUCUGUUCAGACAAACUAGCCACGAUUUCUCUGUAACAGUGCCCCAAGCACCCUGCCUUUUUAAAAGAUGUACAUUAAAUUUGGAACAU